Molecule: messenger RNA, 2401 nt
Organism: Loa loa (African eye worm)
Lineage: Eukaryota; Metazoa; Nematoda; Chromadorea; Rhabditida; Onchocercidae
Product: endonuclease/Exonuclease/phosphatase
Exons: 14
Coding region: 85-2190 (701 amino acids)
Biological process (GO): signal transduction; phosphatidylinositol dephosphorylation
Cellular component (GO): membrane
Molecular function (GO): phosphatidylinositol-4,5-bisphosphate 5-phosphatase activity
Source: RefSeq, a predicted model, not a curated record
CUUUUUUUAAGCAUCAGUUGUGCGGAAGAUUCAAAAUGCUUUCCACAGAUUUAUAAGAAAAUUGAUGGAAAAUAUGGUUGGAAAAUGACCUUCUACACUACUAGGAACAUCGCAUCUUCAGCGCUUCCUCGUCGAGAUGACAUUGAGGAGGUCAUGCGUGAUUGGGAAAACAGGUAUUCUACGUAUAUCACAACGUCAAUAUUCAUUACGACAUUCAAUGUUAACGGCCGAAUGCCAGCACUUGAAGAUUUGUCGAAUUGGUUAACAUGCGGCGGAGUAUCUGCGCCAGAUUUUUACGUUAUUGGAUUACAAGAAAUGGAUCUUUCACCCCAGGCUUUCCUCAUGAAUACUUCAGCACGUCAUUCUGGAUGGCAGAUUAUCAUCCAGAAGUCUCUUCCUACUUCCACCGGCUACAUUCUGAUCCAAGAAGUACGUUUGGUUGGCAUUCUGCUGGUGAUUUAUCGUCGCAUUGAUUGUAAAGUUCGAGUUGAAGAUGCAGCAGUUGAUGUUGAAGUUGUACCGACUGGUUUCCCAUUAUUGGGUCGUAUGGGUAAUAAGGGCGGUGUGGCAGUCAGUUUACAGAUCAACGAUAGCUAUCUUUGUUUCGUGAAUUCUCAUUUUGCUGCUGGACAGGAAGAAUUGGAAAAACGAAAUCAGGAUUACAGGGAAAUAUCACAGAUUCGCUUUCCGAAAAGUAACAAAAGUCUGUUUGAUCACGAUGUCAUAUUCUGGUUUGGUGAUAUGAAUUUUCGUCUGGAAACUAAUAAUGAUUUGAGUACUGAUGAUUUUCGACGUCUUUGCGCUGACGAGAAUGCAUUUAGAGAUAUGAUAGUGUUUGAUCAGCUAAAGAAUCAGAAAAAGCUUAACCAUAUAUUCGUUGAUUUUAAAGAACCAGACGUUUUAAAUUUUCGCCCCACAUAUAAAUAUGACCCGGGAACAACAAGAUGGGAUACCAGUGAGAAAUGUCGUUGUCCAGCUUGGUGUGAUCGAAUUUUAUGGUGGAAUCGUGAUGGAGUGAAUGUCAGGCAGCAGUUUUAUGAAAGUGUGGAAUCGGUGGUGUUUUCAGACCACAAACCAGUGCGGUCCAUAUUUCAUGUGGAAAUACGAAAUAUCGAUGAAGCUAAACGGGAUGCUUGCUUGGAAGAAGCUAUACGGGAAGCAGAUCGGCGUGCAAAUGAAGCACUUCCGCAGAUUGAAUUAUCGCAAAGCGAAGUGGAUUUCGGUAAAGUGUACUUUUUCCAAAGUGCAUCCAAGAUACUGACAAUUAAAAAUACGGGUAAAACGAAAAUUUCAUUUUCGUUUGGCGCGAGACCAAACCGUGCUGCACUUUGUGAACCUUGGCUCUCUGUUACGCCACCCAAUUCGAGACUUCAACCGGGUGCCUGCUGUACCAUUAGUUUGCAGAUUUUGAUUGAUAAAGCAGUAGCAUGGACGAUGAGUGAAGAUGGGAAGCUGUCGGAAAUUCUGGUACUUCGAUUGCACCACGGAAGGCAUUAUUUUGUCACUGUUUCGGCUCAGUAUCAACAUAGUGCUUUUGGUUCAUCGUUUAUUCAGCUCAUUCGUAAGGAAAAAAAGGAAACAUCUGCAUCCGAACUUGUUAAUUUGACCUUCAGUUCUACAUCACUCGUAUCGGCUGUUAUGGCUGGUGUACCGGAAUCUGUUUUUAGGAUCAGUGAAACAUUAAAGCAAAAUGGUUUAGAAAAAAUUUCUUUUAAUGGUCCUUCCGCACAUAGUGAAUUCAUAGCAUUACGAAAUGCUUUAGAUACUGGGAAACCGACAAAUCUGUUUGAAAAUUGCAAAUCACCUUUCAGUAUGUACGAUACUUUGCUAACGCUUAUUACUUCCUUUAAAGAAUCUAUAAUACCUCUAGCUUUACAAACUGAGUGUUUGCGGGCAGCCGGUGAUAUCAACAGUUGUUGGUCAUGUAUCGAAAAGUUCCCUGUCGAGAAUCGCAACAUGUUUAUUUAUUUUAUUGGCUUUGUUACAGAGUUAAUGGAACGGAAUAGCACUGCUAAUACUCAAAUACAAUUGCUAGCGGAUGUCAUAUUCAAACAACCAGCUGGUGAUGACGGUUAUUUACAACGUUUGAAAUUUCUGGAAACAUUUGUGUCAGAAAAUCGAGAAGGUAGUAGGAGUACUCAGUCACUCCCAACACAUUGCCAGCACGAUGCUGAUCUCAUUGUUUUGUGACAUUCUUUUCGGAUUACUGCCAACUCUUUCUAUUAGUUUGGUUAACGGGGUUAUAUUCUCCGCUGUGAUUGGAUUCUGUAAUGUUUGCCAAACUAACUUGUACUUUUAAUUUAGAUUUUCAUUCAUUUAGACUUCUUAUUGUUAGUUCGCUAUAAAAUAAUCAACUUACUUUCACUAAACUACUCUGAUUUAAAAAUGUAUUGCUUCUUAC